UUUUUAUAUCAGGCUCAGAGUCAGACGAACCUAAAUAGGUGGAAUUUAUUCAAAAAAACUUGGAUAUAAAUUCCAUCAGAAUAAAGAAAAUUAUCGAUGUAUUUCUUAUAAAAUAAAAUUCUAAUUGUUUGAAAAAUUUAAUGUACAUAACAAUUCUGUAUAUUCUAUAUUCUGUAUAAUGGAAGCAUGCAAAAGUCAAUCGAAAUUAUUUGUUUAUUCAUCAGUUGAUUAUAGGGAUGAAGAAGAAAAAUAUGAACGUGCACACCAAUAUGUGCAGCAACAAAUAUCAGGUUUAUCAGAUAAAGAAUUACAUGAUAUUUUAAAUCAAUUAGCAAAUAAGGAAAAAUUUCAUGAAGAAAUUUGUAUUGGAUUGCUUUAUAUAAUUUUAACUGAUGAACAAUUAGCUCCAAAAACUUAUCGAGAUUUAACGUUAAUUAGCAGAGAUGGCUUACAGCUGGUUAUCAGCAAUUUAAACAUUUUGUUGGUGGAAAAAUAUUCAAAAUUAUCUGAAAUAGGUAGACGUCAAUUAUUGUGGCUAGUAAGAGAACUAAUAAAAAAUCAAGUUCAAAAUGUAGAAAAUAUUGUAUGGAAUUGCUUGAGGCAGGCUAGUGGGGGUGAUAUAUCGCCAAGAAAUUUGUAUUUGGUUGAAGGGUUGUUGGAUAUAUUUAUAGAGCAUCGGCAGUGGUUAGAAAAAAAUUCAUUUUGUGUUUGUUUGGUUGUAUACACAUACGUUCGUUUAUUAGAAGAUCAUUGCAGCAACAGCCCUGCUAUUGUGAAUUUGAGAAAUAAAGAAGUGAAAUUUGUUAUAAGUUUAAUACGUGAUCGCUUUGUUGAUAUCAUAUCGCUUGGAAGAGACUUCGUAAGACUAUUACAAAAUGUUUCAAGAAUACCUGAAUUCAGCAUGUUAUGGCGUGACAUGUUGUCCAAUCCGAAAUCGUUAAGUCCAAAUUUUACAGGAGUUUGGCAGCUGUUACAAAUACGCACAAGCCGCAGGUAUUUACAAUCAAGAUUAACACCGGAAGUUGAAAGGAAAUUACAUUUUCUUACAUCAAGUGUUAAAUUCGGUAACCAUAAGCGAUAUCAAGAUUGGUUUCAAGAAAAAUAUUUUAAUACACCAGAAUCACAUAGUUUGCGAUCAGAUUUAAUUAGAUUUAUAAUAAAUGUAAUACAUCCUACAAAUGACAUGUUAUGCUCAGAUAUAAUUCCGCGGUGGGCCAUAAUUGGUUGGUUAUUAACUUCGUGUACGAAUCCUGUUGCUCAAUCGAAUGCCAAAUUAGCUUUAUUCUAUGAUUGGUUGUUUUUCGAUCCAACAAAAGAUAAUAUUAUGAAUGUUGAACCCGGAAUACUGGUGAUGUAUCACUCGAUUAGAAAUCAUCCUUUGGUGAGUAGUACACUGUUAGACUUUCUUUGUCGGAUUAUAAAAAACUUUCUGCCAAAAAAUGAAGAUAAAAUACGAGCAGGAGUUUAUAAUUCAUUGAGGAAAAUUUUGGAAAAGCAAGUUAUAACAAACCUUCAUCCUCUUUUUGAAUCGCCGAAGUUGGAUAGAGAGCUUAAAAACUUAAUUAGGGACAAUUUCCGUGAAUUUUGUUCUAUUUCCAAUAAUGCAACUAUACUACCUAAUAUAGCACAACCUUCAAUAUUAAAUGAUGCCGACUUCCGAAAUAAUUCCUUGCAUCCAAAUGUGCAGCAUCCUCAGCUAUCACCUGAAGAAAUCAAAAUCUUGCAACAACAACAACAAGUUCACCCACAUCAUCCUCACGUAUUUCCACAGCUACCACUUCAAAAUCAUAACAACAACAUUAUUGGAAUUGAGCAUCAAAUAAGAGUAGAAAUGGACACUAACGCUAACGGAUCUGUAGUUGCAAAUAAUGAAGGGAAUUCAAAUGCCUCUACAAAAGAAGAAAAUGAUAAUGAGCCGGAAGCUGUUUUUAGUGACGAAGAAGCUGAUCCAGACUUAUACAAUAAAAGUGAAGAACUGACUGACGAUGAUGACGAUUUACCUCUUUCAAAAGUUCGAUUAAAAGAGAAACCAACUAUUGACAAAGUUGAUUUGCCUUCUUCAAUAUCUGAUUCAUUUGAAAAAUUUAUAACAACCAAAACAACUCAAACAUUUGAUAGUUUUUUAAAUGAUUUUCGAACACUGUCGCCUUCAGCUUUAAAUUCUGAACAACAAUUAUAUGUUUACACGCAAACUGUUCAAGUACUUAAACAAACCGUACCGAAAAAUAAAUUCCCCGAAAGCAAGAGCGAUGAAAAACUGCUUACAGAAAGUAUUAAUUGCCCAUUGUACAGUAUCUGUCGAACAAUGUACCAAUACGAAGAUAAAUUGAAAAAGUCAUUUCAAAACUUUUUAACAUAUAUUUAUAAAAAAAUUCCCGAUCUGGGGUAUAUGCUUCUAUACUUUCUUAAAGUGUACAGUAAACUGCAAUCAAGAAAAAACACAAAUCAAAGUUAUUCGUAUAAAAGUAGUAUAUACAAACUGCUGUGUGAAAUCGGUAGCGAUGACACAAAUGAUAUAAAUGGGAACAAUAAUAAUGGAGAAGAUGAAGAUGAAGAUGAAGGUGAUAAUGAAAAAUGUACGGGAACAGAGUUGUUGGUGAAAUGUUUAACAAAAGACCUUACUAAUUUAGAAGCAGAAAAUACGCAAAUUUUUUUAUGGCUAAUACCUGAUAUUUUUCGUGAAUUUAAAACAAAUGUAAUUAAUAAUAGCGAAAUUAUAAGAAUAAUCCUAAGUUGUAUAGAUGCGAGAAAUUUACGGGAUUUAGUUUAUAAUGUUACACAGGGUAAAUUACAAUUAUUUAAAAAUGAUGGUGUUUUAGAAUGCAUACGAGAUAGUUUAGAAUAUGAAACAUUUGAACAAUAUUGUUUGUGGCAAUUAGUACAAGCUCACGAUGUGCCUAUUGAAGUUAUACAAAAAUUACUGCCAGAAUUAGAAUCAUCUAAGCAUGCUGAAGCUUUAACAUCAAUAUUAUUUUUAUUGAAACAUGAAAAACCGACCACAGAAUUAAUACGUUUAUUAUUAAGUAGAGAGACGAGAAAUCGUGGUGAUUCUUUCGUAACAUCGGCUUUAAGAUUUUGGUGUACAGACUCUGAAGAAAUUUUAUCAGAAAUUGUAGCUAAUUUACUAAUGUCAAAAUAUCCAAAUAGUUCGCCAAAUAAAAGAAAAAGGCCUGCAAAAAAUCAGUCAGCCAUUAACAGUACGCCAUCAGCUGAUCAACUAUUAAAUCAUUUAGAACAUUUUCGACGCAGUUGUCGACAUGGUAAUGGCACGGGUACCGGACUAUAUGUACAAGACCAAAUGCAAACCGCUUUGCAACAAGCUUAUUCACACAGCAGUGAUAGCAUAAAAAAACAAUAUAGCGAUUUAUUUGCUUUAGCAGCAGAAGAUGAAACAAGUGGUAUAAGUAGAAGAGGCGGAACAGGGCGAGGAAGGAAACAACCGAAUAGCAAAAAAGAUACAAAUAGUUCGCAUAAUACCAAUAAAAAAAAUUUUGAAACCGUUAAUAAUUAUUCCAGUGAGGGAGAAUCCAGCGAUGAUGAAUGGGCAAAACCAAAACAAUCAAAACGAAGAAAAAAAGCUCUUAGCGAUUCAGACUGAUAUGACACGCAACAAGGAAAUUCAAAAUAUCAGCUACAACUUCGAAAAAUUUUAAUGUUGUAUAAUCAUAAGCUUAGGAUAGAAUAUGAUCAUGAUUCUACUGAAGAGCAGUUUCAUUAUCGAAUAAACAAUAGCAUAAUGAUAAGUUUGUACUAAAAAAAUAUUUAAUGUUGAGAAAAUAUUCGUAAAAUGUAGAAAAGUAAGUUAAUUCAAAUAAAAAACUAAAAAUUAAAAAAAAAAUGUUAUAUAUAAUGAGAAAAAUACAAAUAGUAUGAUAUAUUAUAAUUUUAAAUGUGAAUUUAUUAAGUAAUAUUUUAUUGCAAAUAAAACUUAUAAUACACUG
Messenger RNA from Condylostylus longicornis, 3941 nucleotides. RefSeq names its product integrator complex subunit 3 homolog (gene IntS3). NCBI's taxonomy places the organism in Eukaryota, Metazoa, Arthropoda, Insecta, Diptera, Dolichopodidae. Gene Ontology annotation, cellular component: cytoplasm. The coding region runs from base 179 to 3598 and encodes 1139 amino acids. The transcript has 2 exons. The record is from RefSeq and is a predicted model, not a curated record.